This is a messenger RNA of Vanessa tameamea, 1071 nucleotides long. It is a transcript of the gene Surf1, whose product is annotated as surfeit locus protein 1. The coding region runs from base 123 to 1010 and encodes 295 amino acids. The transcript has 5 exons. Gene Ontology annotation, biological process: mitochondrial respiratory chain complex IV assembly. NCBI's taxonomy places the organism in Eukaryota, Metazoa, Arthropoda, Insecta, Lepidoptera, Nymphalidae. Gene Ontology annotation, cellular component: mitochondrion; membrane. The record is from RefSeq and is a predicted model, not a curated record.
UGACUCUGUCUAAUGUCGUCUGUGAUUGACAUUUCGUAACAAAACGGAUAUUAGCUGAAGUCUGAAACUGAAAUAAAGACUUGUGAAUAGUGAAUACAAAGUAUAGGUAUAAUUUUUUUAAAAUGACAAUAUUAAGAGGUAUACCUAGAAUAUGUAAACUAUAUACUUUGUUAAAUAGCAACAGUUCAAAAAAUGUUGUCGUAAAUAUUGUAAGAAACAAUAAAACCUUUGCUCAUUCCAUUCGAGUGAAAAAACCCAAAACUCAGGAUCCAGGAGAAUUAAUAAAAUGGGUAUUAUUGAUGAUACCAACAACAUCAUUUGGCUUGGGCUGUUGGCAAGUGUAUAGACUACAGUGGAAGCUGGAGCUAAUAGAUAUGCUCCAUGCAAAAUCGAAUUCAACACCAGUUCCUAUGCCGCAUGAUUUUGAAGAACUUGAAAAGAUGGAAUACAGACCUGUUAAAGUAAAGGGAGAGUUUCUUCACGAAAAGGAAAUCCUCAUAGGACCUCGUGCUCUCAUUGAAAAUGAUGUUAUUAUGCAAAGAACUGGAUCCCUUAUAUCAGAUCCUAAAAAAAAUCAAGGAUGGCUAGUUAUCACUCCAUUUAAAUUAUCAGAUAGUGGAGAAGUUAUCUUAAUUAAUCGUGGCUGGAUACCUCAAAGUUUACGCCCUAAAGAGAAACGACAGGCGUCUAUGGUAAAGGGUGAAGUAGAACUAACUGGGGUAGUUCGACUUACUGAAAAUCGAAGUCCUUUCAUGCCCAAGAAUAAUCCUGAAAAGAAUUCUUGGCUGUACAGGGACUUGUCCCAAAUGAGUGCUUACUUUAAUUGCGCGCCUGUUUGGCUAGACGCUAAGGGUAUCCCAGAUCCACCUGAAGGUUGGCCUCUACCGAAUCAAACCAGAAUAACCAUGAGGAACGAGCAUUUCUCGUAUCUCGUGACGUGGUAUAUGCUAUCAGCUUUUACAGCAGUAAUGUGGCAUCGUUACUUUAUAAGAAAACUCCCGUUAUUAUAAAAUAAUAAAGUUUUAUGUAUAUAAGAAUUAAUAGCUAAAAAUAAAGUAUGUUUAAUCAGUA